UUCUGUUUAUAUUUUAUAUUCCAUAUUUUAUUGACUUUCAUUUGAUUUGUUGAUACACACUAAAAUGAGCUUAAAAUUAUUUUACGAUUUAUUAUCACAGCCAUCUAGAGCUCUAUACAUAUUAUUCAAAGUGAAUAAAAUACCCUUUGAGGCUCGUCCUGUGAAUUUACGUGAAGGUGAGCACUUUUCUGAAGAUUUCAAGCAGAAUUUCAAUAGGUUCCAAAAAGUUCCUUUCAUACAUGAUAAAGAUUUUAUUCUUAGUGAGAGUGUGGCUAUAGUUAGAUACAUAUCGAGAGAGUAUGGACUUAGCGAAGAAUUGUAUCCGAAAGAUAGUAAACAACAAGCACUUGUUGAUGAAUAUUUGGAAUGGCAGCAUAAUAAUACAAGACUCUAUUGUGCUAUGUAUACUUAUGAGAAGGUAUUUAUGCCAAUGUUAACUGGUCAGGAACCAGAUCAAAAAAUAAUAACUAGAUAUGCAAAAGGAAUUAAAAAAACUAUGGACAGUAUUGAAAACUUAUGGUUAAGGGAAAAUAAAUUCAUAUGUGGUAAUAAAGUGACGGUAGCCGAUUUAUUUGCUGCUUGUGAAAUUGAACAACCACGGAUUACUGGAUUGAAUCCUGUAGCAGGAAGACCAAAACUGGAAGAAUGGUUGAAUACAAUCAGAAAAGAGUUCGAUCCAUUUUAUUCAGAAGCACAUCAAAUUUUGAACAAGCUCUCUUCAAAGAAUGAGAAAGCUAAAUUAUAAAAUGAUUUGUUAUUUCUGUAGUGUCAAGGGAAUUUUUAAAAGUGCAAUAAUAUUAUACAAGGGUUGAUUUGAUAUACUUUAUAAUGAUAAUUAUGUUUUUGUGAUUACAUUUUAUAAUAAAGUUUUGAAAAUUU
Messenger RNA from Coccinella septempunctata (seven-spotted ladybird), 879 nucleotides. It is a transcript of the gene GstT3, whose product is annotated as glutathione S-transferase theta-1. Gene Ontology annotation, cellular component: cytoplasm. Gene Ontology annotation, molecular function: glutathione transferase activity. Lineage: Eukaryota; Metazoa; Arthropoda; Insecta; Coleoptera; Coccinellidae. Bases 65 to 745 code for a protein of 226 amino acids. The record is from RefSeq and is a predicted model, not a curated record. The transcript is spliced from 6 exons. Gene Ontology annotation, biological process: glutathione metabolic process.